Paramecium octaurelia is the source of this 383-nucleotide messenger RNA. The record is from the annotation of a GenBank genome assembly. NCBI's taxonomy places the organism in Eukaryota, Ciliophora, Oligohymenophorea, Peniculida, Parameciidae.
CAUUACUCUACUUUAUUGGAUUUGUAAUUGCAGCUCCAGAAGAAGAUUUAGUGGAUGCAUCUACAUGGGCAAAAUUUAAAAUUCCUUUUUCCGGAAAGAUGUAAGGGCUAAGACUUAUUUCCUAGGUACUCUGGGUAUUUGCCAAUCGACGAUGCUGGUGAAAAGCAAUUCCAUUAUUUUGCAUUCCCAGCAUUUAGCUUAGCUGGACCAUUACAGACUACCUUUCCCCUUAUAUUGUGGUUAAAUGGAGGUCCUGGAUGCUCAUCCCUUAUUGGUGCUAUGGUUGAAAAUGGACCAUUCACAGUAGAAUUGGGUACAAAUUAUUUUAAGUAAAAUCUAUUCACCUGGUUGAAUUUUGUAAUAAUGAAGAUAUAUUUUUGAAA